UUCAUUUUCUGCAAUCCGAAAAGCUUUAGAUGCUGUAAUAACAGCAAUGGAAAGUUCGAAGAGUUUGGUCGUUUUAAAUCCAGAGAGUUCUGUUAUUCCUGUGAAGUCCAGCAUGAUGGAGCUUCAACAUGAUGCUUCAACAGCGACGUUGCAAAUUGCUACGAGAAAACGAAGAUGGCAACAAAAGAGGGAAGCUGUCUCAAAUCAAAAUAGGAAACGCAUGAAGAAAACAUGUAUAUUUUGUAACGGGGAGCACUAUAGUGAAGAUUGCACCAAAUUCAACACCUAUAAGGAAAGGAUCGGGAAACUGCAAGACAGGUGCUACGUUUGCUUUCAAAUAGGGCAUCGUGCCUCCAGAUGUACCAGGAGGAGGAAGUGUGUGCAUUGCUCAAAGAUGCACAAUAGAGCAUUGUGUCGACAAAAGGUGCAGCGGGACAGCUGUAACCCAAGUAAGGACAGCGGAGGGGAGAAGUCUACACAUUAGACUUUUACUUGAUUCGGGAAGCCAACGUACCUACAUCACAAACAAAAUAGCUAAAUUACUACAUAUCAAACCUGACGGAGAAGAUUGUCUAAUGAUUUAUACAUUUGGAUCAGAGAAGCCUAGAGAAAUGCUUUGCCCAUAUGCAACCAUUACUAUAGUAAGUAAACGUAAUGUUGAAAGAAUGAUUAGAGUGAAUAUAGUCCCAUACAUCACUACAAAGGUACCAAUGGCUAUGAUAGAGUCACCGAUGAUAGACAUCUUGGCUGACGAUACUUCUACUGGUGAAGGCAUUGAUUUAUUGAUUGGAAAUGACUUAUACUUUUCAUUCAUCAGAAAGAGUGUUGACUUGGGGAAUAACACCUUUCUAGUAGAUUCUGAUUUUGGCUGGUUUCUCGCAGGAAGUGCUACCAACAACACGGAAGGGGACAUUCUAUCUGUGGCUACGUAUUGCCAGUGCCAUGAUAUUAAUCAAGACCAUUUUACAGAACCAGAUCUUCCCCUGCGUACCAUAGACGUCAAAUUCUUAUGGUCACUUGAGAGCAUCGGGAUAUGUGAUUCUCCAAAAACUACAUGUGAGGAAGAAGCUGUUCAGCACUUCAACAAGACUGUCAAAUACAGUGAAGGAAGGUACCAGGUCAAGUGGCCAUGGAUAGAGUAUCCACCAAAAUUGCCUACCAAUUUCGGACUUGCCUUUGGUAGAUUAAAGGGUGUAUUGCGAAGAUCAAAUAAAGAAGAUAAAACAGAAUAUGAGAAAAUCUUAAAGGAACAGUUGGAAGCUAACAUAAUAGAAAUUGUGGAUCCUUCCACUCAAGUCGACCAUCCUGUUCACUAUCUACCUUUUCAUAUGGUUCAACAGAAAGGAAAAAGGGGCAGACUGGUCUAUGAUGCUUCAGCUAAGUUAAAAAACGAGAAAAGCUUGAAUGAGUGCCUGUACAGGGGCCCAAACAUGCUGGAAGACUUGACAGGAUUGCUGCUGAAAUUUAGGAUUGGGAAGAUUGCUGUCACUGCAGAUGUUGAAAAAGCAUUUCUUCAAGUUGGUCUACAGAAAGAGGACAGAGACGUGACCAGGUUUCUCUGGGUCAAAGAUUUGGACAAAGAACUGGCUGAAGACAACAUCGUUCAAUACAGAUUCUGCAGAGUCACUUUCGGGGUAAUAUCAAGCCCUUUCCUCUUAGCAGCAACAAUUCGAUACCACAUUUCAAGGACUAACAAGAGUCUGCUUCCAGUGAUAGCGGAUAAAUGUUAUGUAGACAAUUUGGUGACUUCGGUUCAGUCAAGAGAAGAGGCUCUCAAAUUGUAUGCUCAAACUAGAAACUCAUUCAAUGAAUUAGGAAUGAACAUACGAGAUUGGAUGUCGAACGAUAAAGAGUUCAUGGACAAGAUUCCCAAGCAAGAGAGAGCUAAACCAGAAAGUGAAAUGAAAAUCCUCGGGUUGGUAUGGAAUUUGGAAAAUGAUACUUUACGUCUCAAUCUGAAUAACGAUACUUUUGAAAGUGAGACUGUAGACAGGGGCAUUACAAAGAAAGGAGUCUUGAGAAUGCUAGCGCGUCUGUAUGACCCAUGUGGAUUCGUAUCCCCACUCGUGCUACCGGGAAAACUCUUGUUCCAGGAGAUCUGUACUAGGAAGUUCAAAUGGGAUGAGAUUCUGCCUGAAGACUUGUUGACAUCAUGGAGGAACAUAAUUAAAGAUUUAAAAGCUGUUAACGAAGUAGAACUGCCCCGACAUGUUACAAGUGGAGUAAAGCCGGGUUGUACUAAGUACGAACUACAUUGCUUCACUGACGCGUCAAUGAAUGCAUAUGCAGCAGUCGUCUACUUGCGUGUCAUAACUGAAGAGCAUGUAUCAACUUCGUUUCUUAUGUCUAAGUGCAGAAUAACCCCGGCAGAAGACAAGAGCGAUCUCAAAAUUCCUAGACUUGAAUUGCUAGGGUGUCUGAUAGGAAGUAGACUUCUGAAGUAUGUCAAAAGCCACCUAGACCUAAAUAUAUGCAAGAUAUAUUUGUGGACGGAUAGUCAAUGUGAGAAAUAUGCCGGAGGUCCUUACAAACUGUCACCACCACCUGCACUACCCAGUGAAAGGGUUAACUAUAGUUCUCCAUUUACCUUCACUGGAUUAGACUACCUCGGACCGGUUUUAGUGGAGACAAAUACUGGCAGAGAAAAACGAUGGAUUUGUCUUAUGACAUGCCUAGCAGUUCGUGCUGUACAUUUGGAGUUGGUCAAGGCUUUGACAGCUGAGGAGUGUUUGCUAGCGAUACGGCGUUUCGUAGCUGCCAGAGGACCACCUAAAGUAUUGAUAUCUGACAAUGCACUACAGUUCAAGCUGACGAGUGAAGUACUGAUCAAGUCAUACUGCCAGGAGAAACAUAUCAAAUGGAAAUUCAUUACGCAGCUUGCACCCUGGCAAGGCGGUUUCUAUGAACGUUUAGUUGGACUGGUGAAACACUGCUUGAAGCGCACACUUGAUAAGCAUUUAUUAACUGAUGGUCAAAUGCAGACAGUAGUGAAGGAGAUUGAGGCUGUCUUGAACACUAGACCUUUGACUGCAGUGGGUUCUGACCCAGAGGCAGUGCUGCGGCCAGCAGAUUUUCUAUCCCUAGGUGAGUGCCUAGAGAUAAACUCAGAACUUUGCGAAGGAACCUCACAAGGCACCAAUACGAAAGUCGACUUGGUCGAAGGCUGGAAGAGAGGUCAGAGGAUACUUAACGAAUAUAAAGAGAUGUUCACCAACCAAUACCUACCAAGUCUGCGGGAUAGAUUCAGCCACUCUCAUAAAUAA
Messenger RNA from Leguminivora glycinivorella, 3263 nucleotides. RefSeq lists its product as uncharacterized. The record is from RefSeq and is a predicted model, not a curated record. Gene Ontology annotation, biological process: DNA integration. The transcript is spliced from 3 exons. The coding region runs from base 576 to 3263 and encodes 895 amino acids. Gene Ontology annotation, molecular function: nucleic acid binding. NCBI's taxonomy places the organism in Eukaryota, Metazoa, Arthropoda, Insecta, Lepidoptera, Tortricidae.